This is a messenger RNA of Knipowitschia caucasica, 225 nucleotides long. The record is from the annotation of a GenBank genome assembly. NCBI's taxonomy places the organism in Eukaryota, Metazoa, Chordata, Actinopteri, Gobiiformes, Gobiidae.
AUGGACAAUGAGCAACUUACCGAGGAGGAGGACAUGCACACACUCACAACCCAGACUGUGGCGCCCAAGCCCACAAGCGUGCUCCACAGAGGAGGCAGCCGGUCACCAAACGCCGUGACCACCGCACCCAAACAAAGACAUAUGCCUGCGCGCUGCGCGUUCCCGUGUCUUUAUGGGCACUGCUCGGUGACGCCCACCAAUCAGCUCAGGGCCAGCCCUUUCUAG